AUGCAGGUUCCACGCAUUGCAAGCCGCCUGAGAGGGCUGGCCAUGGCUGAAUUGCCUCCCACAUACCUUGCGCCAUCUCUUCAUCGCCCCGUGACCUUCUCGCCGGUCCAAUCCUCGAGCUUUUCUUCCACUGCCCCCGUCGGCGCCAACCCUCGACGCGAUAAGAGCAAAAACCGUGGUGUAUCAGCCAUUAACAGAACCGGACCUCGAACCAGAUUGGUUGCGUCCCGAUGGCCUUUGCCCAAGCCUGUCUCGCCGGAAGAGAUGCAGCGUCGAGAGACCAACCCCAACCACGGACUCUGGGCCUUCUUCCCUCCUACUCGGGAAUCAUUGCCGCUCCCAGAGUAUGACAACGCACACGGUCGUUCAUGGGGUAUCCAAGAACUCCGCGAAAGGAGCUGGGAAGACUUGCACGCCUUGUGGCAUGUUUGCGUCCGAGAACGUAACCGCAUCGUCACAUCGGAUCUGGAGAGAACACGAGUUCGCGCCGGCUAUGGCGACUACGAAUCCCAGGAGCGGGACAAGGUGAUCCUAAGCACCAUGAAGAACAUGAAGCACGUUCUCCGUGAACGCUGGUAUGCCUACGAGGACGCUCAACGCAUGUUCGAGCGUGGAUAUCGCCCUGAGAACUUCCAUGGACUCGAGCAGUCUGCGCAGGAGACCGGAGCCCAGUAG
Messenger RNA from Penicillium brevicompactum, 675 nucleotides. RefSeq names its product mitochondrial 54S ribosomal protein uL29m (gene mrpl4). The transcript is spliced from 3 exons. The coding region runs from base 1 to 675 and encodes 224 amino acids. Gene Ontology annotation, cellular component: mitochondrial large ribosomal subunit; mitochondrial ribosome. The record is from RefSeq and is a predicted model, not a curated record. Lineage: Eukaryota; Fungi; Ascomycota; Eurotiomycetes; Eurotiales; Aspergillaceae. Gene Ontology annotation, biological process: mitochondrial translation. Gene Ontology annotation, molecular function: structural constituent of ribosome.